UUGUUCAUCCUUCUGCGCGCCGCGUCACCAACUCGUGUCUCUCCCUGCCAUGCUCCGGGCCACAGCGCUGCUGCCUGCCCUGCUGUUGGUCCUCCUGCUGGCUUGCAGCCGGGGAUAUUUCCCCGAGGAGCGCUGGAGCCCCGAGUCUCCCCUCCUCGCUCCCAGGGUCGUCCUUGCGCUGCUCUGCCGCAACUCCGCGCACUCGUUACCGCUGGUCCUCGGAGCCAUCGACCGCCUCAACUACCCGAAGGACCGCGUCUCGCUGUGGGUGGCGACAGAUCACAACGUGGACAACACAACAGCUAUCCUGAGAGAGUGGCUCAUCCAGGUGCAGAACUACUAUCACUAUGUGGAAUGGAGACCUUCAGACGAACCCAGUGCCUUCGAAGAUGAGCAUGGACCGAAGCACUGGAAUACUCUGCGCUACGAACACGUAAUGAAGCUUCGUCAGGCGGCGCUGGACACAGCGCGGGAGAUCUGGGCUGACUACUUUUUGGUGGUCGACUGUGACAACCUUCUCACCGACCCGGAUGUGCUGUGGAAGCUCAUGAGCGUAAACAAGACAGUGGUCGCCCCAAUGUUGGAGUCCAGAGCGGCCUACUCCAACUUCUGGUGUGGCAUGACCUCUCAGGGUUAUUACAGACGGACGCCCGCCUACAUGCCUAUCCGAAAACUGGAGCGUCGAGGCUGCUUCGCUGUCCCCAUGGUGCACUCCACCUACCUGGUGGACCUGAGGAAGGAGGCGUCUCGUCGACUGGCUUUUUACCCUCCGCAUCCCGAGUAUAGCUGGGCCCUGGAUGAUGUCAUCGUUUUUGCCUACUCCGCACGCAUGGCAGAUGUGCAGAUGUAUGUUUGCAAUAAGGAAACAUAUGGCUAUUUGCCUGUGCCGGUGAGAGCCCAGGCAUCGCUGCAGGAUGAGGCAGAGAGCUUCUUGCACACACAGUUGGAAGUCAUGGUGAAAAACCCUCCACUGGAGCCCUCUGGCUUCGUGUCUCCUUCACCGAAGCAGCCUGACAAGAUGGGCUUUGAUGAGAUAUUUAUGAUCAAUCUGGCGCGGAGAUCCGACCGGCGCGAGCGGAUGCUGAGGACUCUGUACGAGCAGGAGCUCAGCUGUAAGGUUGUUGCUGCAGUGGAUGGCAAGGCGCUGAACACCAGCGACAUUGAGUCGAUGGGGAUCAAGAUGCUGCCCGAUUACAAAGACCCGUAUCAUGGUCGGCCCCUGACCAAAGGUGAACUGGGCUGUUUCCUGUCCCACUACAACAUCUGGAAAGAGAUUGUGGAUCGAGGGCUCCAAAGGUCCCUGGUCAUCGAGGACGACCUUCGCUUCGAGGUGUUCUUCAAGCGACGUCUGCAGGCGCUGCUGCAGGAGGUGACGAGGCACAAGCUGGACUGGGAUCUGAUAUAUAUCGGGAGGAAGCGAAUGCAGGUGGAGCAUCCAGAGAAGUCUGUGCCAAACCUUCACAAUCUAGUGGAAGCCGACUAUUCCUACUGGACUUUAGGAUACAUGAUGUCAUUACAAGGGGCAGAGAAACUCCUCCGAGCCCAACCGUUGACUAAGAUGCUGCCCGUGGAUGAGUUCCUCCCCGUGAUGUACGAUAAACAUCCAGUUUCAGAGUACAUGGAACACUUUGAGCACCGCGACCUGCGCGCGUUUUCUGCAGAGCCGCUCCUGGUGUAUCCGACCCAUUACACAGGAGACCCGGGCUACAUCAGUGACACCGAAACAUCUGUUGUCUGGGACAAUGAGACGGUCACGACAGACUGGGACCGAGCCAAGUCGAGGAAGAGCCAGGAGCAGGAGGAGCUGAGCUUCGAGGCUCAGAACUCUGACGUGCUGCAGUCAGAGUUGGAGAACUGGAGCGCGAGGGAUGAGCUGUGAAACUCUGCAGCCAGUGGGGAUAGUUUGGGGGCGACGGAACAAAGCUGUGAUCAUCAGAAAGGUGGAUGUUGGAGUUAGGAAGAUGCUGGUGCUGAUGAGGGAACAAGUCUUCCCUCUGAACAUUUCUCUCCUGCUGGACGCAGAGGUCACUCCUGAGGAGGUAGUUGCAGCAUCCGUUUAUUUAUUACAACUUAAUGAAAGAGUCGCUUCAUCAAACGAGUUCAGCAAAGUGAUUUGACUAGCUUUAAAUUAGACCUCAGCAAAGUAUCCCCCCAGGAUCAAACCACAGGUCCGUAAGUGAAGAGCAGUUCUUCUUCUGUGCUGCUCGACGUGUAGGUGAUCGACUGCUAAUCACCUGACUCACCUUCCUGUUCACAAAUAGAGGCUUCAGGGAGUUUCAGUCCUUGUUUUGCAGCCCGUCUCCACAACCUGACUCUGUAAUUAGAAAUAAGGCGUCAGGUGAAAGAGUGUUGAGCGGAGGCGGCGCUGCGGGGUCGUGGGCGAGUUGAGCGACAGCUGACUCAAGUGUCUGAAAACAGGCUGGUUAAUGAGUCAGGCCCAACAUGAAGAAAAGGCAUCUGAAUGGAGGAUGAAUCAUGAUUUAAUCCUGCGCUUUUCUUCCUGAGAUCUUUCCGUGUGGAGCAGCGUGAGGUUUCCGCUGAUGGAAGUCAUGCGGCCUCCGCCCCCUGAUGCUGCUGCCGAACCCGCUCUUAUAUUCAUCACUUUUGAAAGGCAGUGAUGGAAUCCUUAACAUCAGAGGGAGGCGGUCAUAAUCAUGUGGAUUUCUUUGUCUGUAACGCCUGGUUUAAAAAGUGGGUCAACUUUGUCAUCCCAUUUUGGGAAUUUCCCAAUUACAAAAACUGCUUCAACAGAAUGUCUAUAUCACGUAUGAAAAGAAAAAAAAAAACCAAUUUAAAUGAGGAUAUUUUAUGUUCAACCCGGCGUUGUCACCUAUAAUGAUCAUCUUCUUUUUUCAUUCUCUGUGUGAGUUGACUAGAGCUAGGUUCGGUUCUGGAAUACCAUCAACGCCUGCAGUGUUUUUUUAACCAGUCAGUAUUUGCACUCUGACAGUGAUGUGAAUCUGUUAUUUUAACCAACCAAAGUUGCGAUAAAGGGAAGUGAACCGCCUCAACUUUAAACACCGAGGUGGAUGACCCAGUUACUGUUAUAGCUUUUAAGCAUUUUUUUAGCCUUUAAAUCGUUCCCAUCGUCAUG
Molecule: messenger RNA, 3094 nt
Organism: Synchiropus splendidus (mandarinfish)
Lineage: Eukaryota; Metazoa; Chordata; Actinopteri; Syngnathiformes; Callionymidae
Product: procollagen galactosyltransferase 1-like
Exons: 12
Coding region: 50-1879 (609 amino acids)
Molecular function (GO): procollagen galactosyltransferase activity
Source: RefSeq, a predicted model, not a curated record